Molecule: messenger RNA, 2718 nt
Organism: Pyrenophora tritici-repentis Pt-1C-BFP
Lineage: Eukaryota; Fungi; Ascomycota; Dothideomycetes; Pleosporales; Pleosporaceae
Biological process (GO): DNA replication; DNA topological change; chromosome segregation
Cellular component (GO): chromosome; nucleolus
Molecular function (GO): DNA topoisomerase type I (single strand cut, ATP-independent) activity; DNA binding
Source: RefSeq, a predicted model, not a curated record
AUGUCUUCCUCAGACGACGACACGCCUCUGGCGAGAGGAAAAGACCAAGCAAAGUCAAGCGAACAAAUUUCCAAGGAGGAAGUUAUGAAGAUGGACGCCGAGGCCCCUUCGAAUGGCCAUGUUGAGCCUGGCAUCUCCAUUCGCAUGGGCCCUGUAGACAACGACAAAAUGGACAUCGAUGCGCCUGAGACCAACGGAAACGCUGCUGGAAAGCGCAAAUCGCGCGGCAGUAUACCAAACGGCAAAUCGUACAAGGACGCAAGCAGUUCAGAGGAAGAUGCCAAGCCACUGAAUAAGCGCCGGCGAACAUCACAGCAAGCCAAACCUGUCAAAGACGAAUCUGACUCUGAACUCAGCGAUGUUCCUCUUAGAGCCAGGGUGUUGCCCAAGGCAAGCGCCGAGCAAAUCGGAGAAUCUGCCGACUCCGACGUACCCCUGGCCACGAAGCUCACCAAGAAGAAAGAGUCCAUCGAAAAGGCUGCAGCAAAGGAGGCAAAGGCUAUUCGCACCAAGGACAAGGCUGCUCCGAAGCGCAAGCAGAAGGUUGAGAGCGAGAGCGAAGAGGACGUUCCUCUUGUCAAAAAGAGGGCCCCGGCGAAGAAGACAAACGGCGUAAAGAAGCAGGAAUCCGACUCUGAUGCGCCCAUUGCGAAGAAGUCGGCCGCAAAGAAGGCUACCAAGGCGAAGCCUGCUGCAGCGGCACCUGCAAAGAAGACAAAGGCCAAACCGAAGGAGGAGACUGAGCAAGACAACGAGGCUGCUGACGAGGAGGAUGAGUACCGCUGGUGGGACGACCCAGGCAAGAACGACGGCACUAAGAAGUGGGAUACUCUGGAACACGCUGGUGUUGUCUUCCCCCCUGAGUACGAGCCGUUACCCAAGCACGUCAAACUGGUCUAUGACGGCGUACCCGUCACAUUGCACAAGGACGCUGAAGAAGUAGCUACUUUCUACGGAAGCAUGUUGAACUCCACCCACAACGUCGAGAACCCUACCUUCAACAAGAACUUUUUCGAGGACUUCACUGCCAUCUUGGACAAAACCGGACAUGGCAAGGACAAGAACGGCAACACGAUCAAGAUCAAGAAAUUCGAAAAGUGCGAUUUCAAGCCCAUCUUUGAGUGGUUCGACGCAGAGCGCGCAAAGAAGAAGGCUCUGUCAGCCGCAGAGAAGAAAGCGCUCAAGGCGGAGAAAGAGGCCGCAGAGGCCGACUACAUGUACUGCUUGUGGGACGGUCGCAAGCAGAAAGUCGGCAACUUCCGGGUUGAACCUCCUGGCCUGUUCCGUGGCCGUGGUGAGCAUCCCAAGACUGGUCGUGUGAAGAAGCGGGUCAUGCCCGAGCAGAUCACCAUCAACAUUGGCGAGAAUGCAAAGGUCCCAGAGCCUCCUGCCGGUCACCGUUGGAAAGAGAUCAAACACGAUCACGAAGGCACCUGGCUUGCCAUGUGGCAAGAGAACAUCAACGGUGCCUACAAGUACGUCAUGCUUGCUGCGAACUCCGACAUCAAGGGCCAGAGUGACUUCAAAAAGUUUGAGAAGGCACGAGAACUCAAGAAGCAUAUCGAUCGCAUUCGGAAGGAUUACCGGAAGGAUCUCAACUCCAAGAUGAUGGCUGAUCGCCAACGUGCUACCGCCAUCUACCUCAUCGAUCAGUUCGCCCUCCGUGCUGGUAACGAGAAGGGAGAAGAUGAGGCGGACACCGUCGGUUGCUGUUCGCUCAAGUUCCAGCACAUCACCCUGAGGCCUCCGGAGACGGUCAUAUUCGAUUUCUUGGGUAAAGACAGUAUUCGCUUCUACGACGAAGUCAAGGUCGACCCACAAGUCUUCAAAAACUUGAAGCUUUUCAAGAAGGAACCCAAGACUACCGGUGAUGAUAUCUUCGACAGACUGACUACGUCGGCUCUGAACAAGCAUCUGACGAGCUACAUGCCUGGACUCACUGCCAAGGUCUUCCGUACCUACAACGCCUCCUACACCAUGGCUAGGUUACUCAAGGAGAUGAAGGCUACCGGUACAGUUCAAGAGAAGGUCAAGGCCUACAACGAUGCCAAUCGCGAAGUCGCCAUUCUGUGUAAUCACAAGCGCACCGUCGCUGCCAGUCACGCCACGUCCAUCGAAAAAAUGAACGAGAGGAUUAAUGGUCUCCGUUAUCAAGCCUGGAGAACAAAGAUGAUGAUGAUCGAUGUCGACCCAAAGAUCAAGAAGAAAAAGGGCGCCGAAUACUUUGAGCGACCUGAGGAUCUCGACGACGAGUGGGUCAAGCAACACCAGGACGCUGAGGUCGAAGAGAUGCGCCAGAAGAUCAUCAAGAAGUUCGAAAAGGACAACGAGAAACUCAAGGCCGACGGCGAGAAGGAGCUGAAGCAGAAGGAGCUGAAUGAGCGUCUGGAGAAAGCCGAGGAACUGGCCGCCAAGUACAAGAAAGAGAACAAGACUGGCAAGAUCGAAGCUGAGGGCAAGGGCCCGACAGUGGAGAAGCUGGAGGCCAAUGUCGAGAAGAUUGUCCAGCGCAUUGAGAACAUGAAGAUCCAGAUGGAGGACAAGGAAGGCAACAAGGAGGUUGCUCUUGGCACGUCCAAGAUUAACUACAUUGAUCCUCGUCUCACCGUGGUCUUCUCCAAGAAGUUUGGUGUCCCUAUUGAGAAGUUCUUCUCCAAGACACUCCGAGAGAAGUUUGACUGGGCCAUCAAGUCGGUUGACGAGAACUGGGAGUUUUAA